CGCCGGGCGCACAGCACCGAUGGCUCGCCACCCCGGCCGCUGCCUGCUGCUGCUGCUGCUGCUCACCUGUUGCCCCGCGGCCGCCCAGGUUGACCUACUGAGCCUGAACUGGCUGUGGUCCACUAGGACCGCCGGGCCCACGGCCAAACCGGUGUCGGAGGCCCCAGGGAGCCCACAUGUGCAGCCCAGAGACGAGACCAGCACGCCUGUGACCCCCCAGCCCGGCCCCACGGAGCAGGGCAAUGCCCCCGCCAGCCCGGAGCCGCCCCUGCGGGGGCUGGAGACCGACGAGCACGCGGCCUCUGCCGCACCCUCUGCACCCCCCGCGGGCCCAGACCCGAAGGAGGAGAAGGAGGAGAACAUCGCCGGCGUGGGAGCCAAGAUCCUGAACGUGGCUCAGGGCAUCCGGAGCUUCGUCCAGCUGUGGGACGACACCACGCGCCCGGAGAGCUCCAGCACGGCAGGGCCGCCUGCCCCCGUGACCCCCACCAGCCCCCUCACCCUCCCGGGGCCCUCCCGGCCCCCCCCGGAGAACGGGACGGCUCUCUGGCUGGGCAGCACAGACGCCCCACGCGUGGAGGCCAGCACCCUGCCGGCACCCACCCAGCUGCCCCCCUCCCUGGACAAGCCCCGGGCAGCGCUCAGGGAGCCCUCGGGGCCGCCGCCUUCUCCAGGUAGAGCCUCUCUGUCCUCUGCGCCCCGUGGGGCUCCUCCUGGGGGGAGCCAGCCGUCCCCGGGGCCGCCCCAGGAUCUGGACAGCGAGGGACUCUGGCCCGGCCAGCAGCACCGACUCCCCGGCCUCCGCGGGCGCUCGCCGCAUCUGCUUCCCCUGGUGAUGGGUGCUCUGGGCGCGGACGCGGCCCCCUCGGCUCUGUCCUCUGACCCCCCCGCCCUGCUGCCUGGAACCCCACUCUCAGCUGUCACCGGGGGCAGGGGUGCUUGGGCUGCUCCCGCCGCGGACUCUCUGGGGCCUGGGCCUGCUAAUAACUCUGCCCCGCUGACCCCCGCUGGGCGGCCCGUCCCCGCCGCCGGCCGCUGCCUGCCCCUGCCGCCCGCCCUGCCGGUGUGCGGCCGCCUGGGCAUCGGGCGCGCCUGGCUGCCCAACCACCUGCAGCACGCCAGCCGCCACGAGGUGCGCGCCGCCGCCCGGGCGUGGGGGGGCCUCCUGCGGACGCGCUGCCACCGCUUCCUCGCCCGGUUCGUCUGCCUGCUGCUGGCCCCGCCCUGCCGCUCCGGCCCCCCGCCCGCGCCCCCGCCCUGCCGCCAGUUCUGCGAGGCCCUGGAGGACGCCUGCUGGAGCCACCUGCCCGGGGCCGGGCUGCCCGUGCCCUGCGCCUCGCUCCCCGCCCAGGAGGACGGGCUGUGCGUGUUCAUUGGGCCCGGUGCAGAGAGCCAGGGCUCGGAGGUGGGGCUUCUGCAGCUGCUGGGAGAGCCCCUGCCCCAACAGGUCACCCAGGUAGACGACCCCGACGUGGGGCCGGCCUUCGUCUUCGGCCCGGAUGCCAACAGCGGCCAGGUGGCCCGGUACCACGUCCCCAGCCCGUUCUUCCGUGACUUCUCGCUGCUCAUGCACGUGCGGCCGGCCACCGAGGGCCCGGGGGUGCUGUUUGCCAUCACGGACGCGGCCCAGGCGGUGGUCUCCGUGGGCGUGAAGCUGUCGGGCGUGCGUGACGGGCAGCAGCACGUCCAGCUCCUGUACACGGAGCCCGGGGCCGCCCGGACCCGCACGGCCGCCAGCUUCCGCCUGCCCGCCUUCACCGGCCAGUGGACGCGCUUGGCGCUCAGCGUGGACGGCGCGACGGUGGCGCUGUUCGUGGACUGCGAGUUGUUCCAGAGGGUGCCCCUGGAGCGCUCCCCGGGGGGCCUGCAGCUGGAGCCCGGCGCCGGGCUGUUCGUGGCCCAGGCGGGAGGAGCGGACCCCGACAAGUUCCAGGGGAUGAUCGCGGAGCUGAGGGUGCGCGGGGACCCGCACGUGAGCCCCCUGCACUGCCUGGAGGAGGACGACGAGGACAGCGGCGGGGUGUCUGGAGACUUUGGGAGCGGGCUGGAGGACGACCGGGAGCCGUCGGGUCCGCUCCCCAAAGCCGAGCUCCCCGAGGCUCCCCCGGUCACUUCUCCGCCCUUGGCUGGAGGCAGGGACAUGGAAGAUUCCAGAACGGAAGAAAUCGAGGAAGAAGCCACAGCGUCCCCGUUGGGAGCUCGGACCCUCCCCGGCUCGGCUACAGUCACCGUAGAGAGCGCCCAACGCCUUGGGGGCAGCCUGCAGGAGGCUCCUACAGGCCCUGCGGCGCACAACCCUGAAGCAUGGCCGGGACCCGGGCCACAGGGCCCCCCGGGCCCCCCAGGGCCACCAGGGAAGGAUGGCACCCCUGGAAGGGACGGUGAGCCGGGGGAUCCCGGUGAGGACGGGAGGCCGGGUGACCCUGGGCCGCAGGGCUUCCCCGGAACCCCGGGAGACGUGGGCCCCAAGGGCGAGAAGGGCGACCCUGGGGUCGGGCCAAGAGGACCCCCAGGACCCCAAGGGCCUCCAGGGCCACCAGGACCCUCCUUCAGACACGACAAGCUGACCUUCAUUGACAUGGAGGGGUCCGGGUUCGGCGGUGACCUGGAGAGCCUCCGAGGCCCCAGAGGCUUUCCCGGCCCCCCUGGGCCCCCCGGCGUCCCAGGCCUGCCCGGAGAACCAGGCCGCUUCGGGAUGAACAGCUCGGACGUCCCAGGCCCCGCGGGCCUUCCUGGUGUCCCCGGGCGGGACGGGCCCCCUGGGCUUCCCGGCGCCCCGGGACCGCCAGGCCCUCCGGGGAAAGAAGGAGGACCAGGGAAGCCCGGCCCGAAAGGCAGCCCCGGUGACGCGGGCGCCCCAGGACCUAAGGGAAGCAAGGGUGACCCCGGCCCCGUCGGCGUUCCGGGGGAGAGCGGCUUGGCAGGAGCCCCCGGGCCCGCUGGACCGCCAGGGCCCCCUGGACCCCCGGGGCCACCGGGACCAGGACUGGCCGCAGGGUUUGUUGACAUGGAAGGCUCAGGGGAACCCUUCUGGUCGACGGCGCACGGAGCCAGCGGGCCGCAGGGACCACCAGGCCUGCCCGGGGUCAAGGGGGACCCUGGGAUAGCAGGACCACCGGGCACCAAGGGAGAAGUCGGCGCAGAUGGGCCUCCCGGGUUCCCCGGCCUCCCUGGCAGAGAGGGCACGGCCGGAGCACAGGGACCCAAAGGAGAAAAAGGGACCCAGGGAGAGAAAGGCGAGCCAGGGAGGGACGGAGUGGGGCAGCCUGGGCUCCCCGGACCCCCCGGACCUCCAGGGCCCGUCGUCUACGUGUCAGAGCAGGAGAGAGCGGCGACAGGCGUGCCGGGACCCGAGGGCCGGCCGGGACACGCAGGCUUUCCUGGACCGGCCGGGCCGAAGGGAGAUCUGGGCUCCAAAGGCCAGCGGGGCCCCCCAGGGCCCAAGGGCGAGAAGGGCGAGCCGGGCCCGGCGUUCAGCCCCGACGGCAGCAUGCUGGCCCCCGCCCAGAAGGGGGCCAAGGGAGAGCCCGGAUUCCGAGGCCCCCCGGGUCCCUACGGGCGGCCGGGGCACAAGGGAGAGAUCGGCUUCCCUGGGCGGCCGGGUCGCCCCGGGAUGAACGGACUGAAGGGGGAGAAAGGGGAGCCAGGACAGGCCAGCGCCGGCUUCGGUAUGAGGGGUCCACCCGGUCCCCCAGGGCCUCCGGGGCCCCCAGGCCCUCCUGGGACUCCCAUCUAUGACAGCAACGCAUUUUUGGAGCCUGGCCACCCCGGACCUCCAGGAUUGCCAGGGCACCAGGGGCCUUCUGGACCAAAGGGUGACAAAGGAGACGUGGGCCCUCCAGGACCACCAGGCCAGUUCCCCUUCGACCUCCUCCAGUUCGGGGCUGAGAUGAAGGGGGAGAAGGGCGACCGCGGCGACGCCGGGCAGAAGGGCGAGCGCGGUGAACCCGGGGGGGGCGGGUUCUUCGGCUCAAGCGUGCCCGGCCCCCCGGGCCCCCCGGGCUACCCCGGCAUCCCGGGUCCCAAGGGAGAGAGCGUUCAGGGCCAUCCCGGCCCCCCUGGACCUCAGGGCCCCCCUGGCAUCGGCCAUGAGGGGCGUCGGGGGCCUCCCGGGCCCCCCGGCCCCCCCGGGCCCCCAGGACCCCCUUCCUUUCCCGGCCCUUACAGGCAGACUAUCAGUGUCCCCGGCCCUCCCGGGCCCCCUGGGCCCCCUGGCCCCCCUGGAACCAUGGGCACGUCCUCAGGGCAGGUGCGCAUCUGGGCCACGUACCAGACGAUGCUGGACAAGGUGCCGGACGUGCCGGAGGGCUGGCUCAUGUUUGUGGCCGAGAGGGAGGAGCUGUACGUCCGGGUCCGGAACGGGUUCCGGAAGGUUCUGCUGGAGGCGCGGGUGCCACUCCCACGCGGGACGGACAACGAAGUGGCCGCCUUGCAGCCCCCCGUGGUGCAGCUGCACGAGGGCAACCCGUACCCCCGGCGGGAGCCCACCCACGCCACGGCGCGGCCCUGGCGGGCAGAUGACAUCCUGGCCAGCCCCCCGCGCCUGCCAGACGCCCAGCCCUACCCCGGGGCCCCGCACCACGGCUCCUACCUGUACUUCCAGCCGGCUCGCCCCACUGGCGGGCCCGUCCACACCCACACCCACCAGGACUUCCAGCCGGUGCUGCACCUGGUGGCCCUGAACAGCCCGCAGCCGGGCGGCAUGCGAGGCAUCCGGGGAGCGGACUUCCAGUGCUUCCAGCAGGCGCGCGCCGCGGGGCUGGCCGGCACCUUCCGGGCCUUCCUGUCCUCGCGGCUGCAGGACCUCUACAGCAUCGUGCGCCGCGCCGACCGCACCGGGGUGCCCGUCGUCAACCUCAGGGACGAGGUGCUCUUCCCCAGCUGGGAGGCCUUAUUCUCGGGCUCCGAGGGCCAGCUGAAGCCCGGGGCCCGCAUCUUCUCUUUCGACGGCAGAGAUGUCCUGCAGCACCCCGCCUGGCCCCAGAAGAGCGUGUGGCACGGCUCCGACCCCAGCGGGCGCCGCCUGACCGACAGCUACUGCGAGGCGUGGCGGACGGAGGCCCCGGCGGCCACCGGGCAGGCCUCGUCGCUGCUGGCGGGCAGGCUGCUGGAGCAGGAGGCCGCGAGCUGCCGCCGCGCCUUCGUGGUGCUCUGCAUCGAGAACAGCGUCAUGACCUCCUUCUCCAAGUAGGGCCGCGCGCCCGCGGGAGCAUCCGCCGCCCCCGGGGGGCCUGGCCGGGACACUUUCCUGCGCGGUCGCGCUUAAUGUAAUCCUCAAGAAAUAAAAGGAAGCCAAAGAGUGUAUUUUUUACAAAGUUUAAGACGAAA
This is a messenger RNA of Nyctereutes procyonoides (raccoon dog), 5328 nucleotides long. It is a transcript of the gene COL18A1, whose product is annotated as collagen type XVIII alpha 1 chain. Lineage: Eukaryota; Metazoa; Chordata; Mammalia; Carnivora; Canidae. The record is from RefSeq and is a predicted model, not a curated record. Gene Ontology annotation, molecular function: protein binding. The transcript is spliced from 41 exons. The coding region runs from base 20 to 5191 and encodes 1723 amino acids.